UUUCAACAGCAGCAACAGUUAGUCAGACACCUCGGUAGCUUGCUAGACUAAAUACCCGAACCAAUAAAGCUCUUUAGACGCUUUAGUGUAUAUUACCCACUGCAUUUUUAACCCACUUCUGUCGUCUAGUUAGUUAUCCGAUUUCAUUUAAUAUUUACGGUGUUGUUGUUAUUAGUCAGCUAGCGGGCUGGUUUCGUUAGCAUUAGCCUAGCUAGCGAACAUCUCCGACCAUGAGUUCACCAAGCUACUCUCCUGAUAAAGAAGAGGCGGUCUGCUGGACGGAGAAAGAAGCUCUGGUGAAAGAGGAGGAGGAAGAGGAGGCUGUUUCAAUACAAAAACAAGUAGAUGGUGAGGCUGUUUCCGUGAAAGAAGAAGAGCAAGACGUUAGAGUGAAAGAAGAGGAAGACGCGUUCAGAGUGAAAGAGGAGGAGGAUGUUACAGUAAAAGAAGAGAAAGAGGAUGAUGCAGUUUUUGGAGUGAAAGAGGAGGAGGAGAUGACUGUCACAUCCAAAAAAGAGGAGGAAGGAGAGGAGGAAACUGGACAUCUGGGCCCGGUUUCCCAAACGCAUCUUAAAGCAUCCAAUGGUUCUAACGGUGAACUUAGCCGUAAGAUGCUUUUGAGAAACCGUUCCCUGAUUAACACUAGAGAGAGAAGUGAUUAUUGUGGAUCCUCUGGGGAGCCUCAACAACCUCAUAAUGCUGACGAGGCAGAGAAAAGUAUCUUCAGAUCAGAACACAUCAAGAAACACCAGCAGAGACCCACAGGGAAGAAACCUCACCACUGCUCUGACUGUGGGAAGAGUUACUUAAGAUCAAAUUCACUGAAAGUACACCUGAGAAUACACACUAGAGAGAAACUUCACUGCUGCUCUGACUGCGGGAAGAGAUUCACCUCUUCAGUAGACCUUAAAAUACAUCAGAGAAUUCACACUGGAGAGAAACCUUAUGGCUGUGAUCAAUGUGGGAAAAGUUUUACUCAGCCAAGCAACCUGAAAUCACACCAAAGAAUACACACAGGAGAGAAACCAUUUAGCUGUAAUCAAUGUGGUAAGAGUUUUAUUCAGUCAAGCAGCCUGAUAGUGCACCAGAGAACACACACAGGAGAGAAAUGUUAUAGCUGUAAUUAUUGUGGGAAGAGUUUCACUCAGUCAAGCAGCCUGAUAGUGCACCAGAGAACACACACGGGAGAGAAGCCAUAUGACUGUCCUCAAUGUGGGAAGAGUUUUGUUACAUCUGGCAGUCUGAAGACACACCAGAGAACACACACGGGAGAGAAACCUUAUAGCUGUGAUCAAUGUGGGAAGAGUUUUACUCAGCCAAACAGCCUGAUAGUACAUUUGCGAACACACACAGGAGAGAAAUCUUAUAGCUGUGAUCAAUGUGAUAAGAGAUUCUCUGAUAAAAGAUUUCUGAUCAAACAUCAGAAAAUACAUACAUAAAGGAGUUGUUUCAUGAUAUCAAUGAAAUAAUGUCACAAUGUGGAAUGUUUUUUAAAAUGUAGAAGGAAUAUUUUAAUGAAUGUCACAAUAUAGAACCCUAAGUGCCCCCUGUUUAUUUGACUUUUAGCAUGAUUUUUAGCCUCAGGGGAAAAAAUCCAGCUCUGAAUUGAGAGUACUAUUUAUGAGAUUUAACAAAACGUGUUGUGUAACACCAUGUUUGCCACCCUCUUGAAUCAAAACGGUAAACUUCAAAAUGUAGCUGACUGUCUUAUUCAGGUUGUCCUCUAACCAGUGAGGUAAAAUAUAUCUCCCAUUUCCAUGUGUUUUUUUAAUUGUGUUAGUUUCAACAGCACAUACAACUGAUUUCCCUCCUAAUCGAUAUCGGUGAUUUAUUGCUACUUGUCAAAACAACAGCGUUUCUGGUGCUUGUGCAGUUUUUAUGGUGCUUCUAUGAUUAUUGUGGCAGAUAUGUGUUUAUUUUUUUAUUUAACCUUUAUUUAACCAGGUAGGCUAGUUGAGAACAAGAUAAAGGAAAGCAGUGUGACACAGACAACACAGAGUUACACAUGGAGUAAACAAUAAACAAGCCAAUAACACAAUAAACAAGUCAAUGACACAGUAGAAAAAAGAAAGUCUAUAUACAGUGUGUGCCAAAGGCAUGAGGAGGUAGGAGCGAAUAAUUACAAUUUAGCAGAUUAACACUGGAGUGAUAAAUGAGCAGAUGAUGAUGUGCAAAAGAAAAUGUAAAUAGCACAUUUUAUGUUGAGGUUUUCAAUAUAUCACAAACUGUUUCUGCAUUUUGGUUAUUGAUUUGGACACUUUAAAACUAUGUUUUGACAUUGGGCUAUCCCAUCUCGCAAAAUGUUGUUGAAAAGAAGACAAGGCCCGACAUUCAAUAUACGUUCGGUUAUAGUUGAAAAUAUGUAUUUCCAGGUCGUUUUUUCAAUGACUUGAAAACAUAUUAAUUUCAACUUACUUGCAGCCUAUACACAUGGACGCAGUAUAAUAAAUUGGUCUAUAAUCAAUGUAUUAACAAUUUUAGGAGAGUUCUAGAUGCGAGUGAGUUUAAAAAACAAGAUUGUAGAAAAAUAUAUAUUUAGAAAUACAUGCUUUUAAUUGUUGGAAGCCAGUAGACGCCAUGUUUAUAUUGUAGAAAGUGAAUCAUGUCAAAUGGAAGCUGUUUUCUGUUGGUGGUGAGCAAACUUGUCCAACAAAAAUAUAGGAUAUAUUUGUUGUCUUGACGGGGGAGGUGUUACAGGCUUUGGUUUUUCCAUUUAUGUUUUGAGGUUGGACUGUAGCACAUAUAGCUCGUUAGCACGUAGGGCGCACUGAUUGGUGUCACCUCGUUAGUCAGUAUGUGUUACACCUGUGCUGGCUUGUCCAUCUCGUUAUGGUUGAAUAUUGCAUCCAAUUGUUAAUAUUUUAAUCAAUGGAUUUUCCUCAGGAUGCUCAUUAGUCUUUCAGUUGUUAUUCUUCAGUUUUUUAUCGUCUUAUGUUUGUUGUGUUGUAAAUAUUUCUGUUUAUUUUCUUUGUUUUGUAUACAUGUUUUCCUCUGAAGUCAUUGUGUUGCAUCCAUGUCUGAAAUGUGCUGUAUAAAUAAAGCAUGUUUUGAUAUUGUAAAA
Molecule: messenger RNA, 3061 nt
Organism: Oncorhynchus kisutch (coho salmon)
Lineage: Eukaryota; Metazoa; Chordata; Actinopteri; Salmoniformes; Salmonidae
Product: zinc finger protein 664-like
Exons: 2
Coding region: 231-1439 (402 amino acids)
Biological process (GO): regulation of transcription by RNA polymerase II
Molecular function (GO): DNA-binding transcription factor activity, RNA polymerase II-specific; RNA polymerase II cis-regulatory region sequence-specific DNA binding
Source: RefSeq, a predicted model, not a curated record